This is a messenger RNA of Talaromyces marneffei, 1764 nucleotides long. RefSeq lists its product as uncharacterized. Gene Ontology annotation, cellular component: cytoplasm. The record is from RefSeq and is a predicted model, not a curated record. Bases 1 to 1764 code for a protein of 587 amino acids. Lineage: Eukaryota; Fungi; Ascomycota; Eurotiomycetes; Eurotiales; Trichocomaceae. The transcript is spliced from 2 exons.
AUGGACUUUUAUUUGUUCGACGAGCCGCCCGAAUACAACAACGAGCUCGGCGACUUGGACUACACCAGUGGCCUUCCAGACAGUCAUUAUCCGCUCUUUUACUCUACAAUCUCCCCACUGUUCGAGCCUGCCCCCCCUUCUCUGCGCAAAGCUCCCGCAACAAUCUCUGUCUCCAGGAAAAUGGCUGCGACCGCUGCCGCUGCCGUGUCUCCCUCGAGCUCUCCGCGUCUGCCCAGCCCUCCGCCAUUCACAGAAGUCCAGAUCGGACCACAGUCUCCCACGGUUGGAGACAAUGGAGGCGAUGGCCAGUUCUUUGCACCGUUGACAGAAAUGGAUGAUGGGUCAACAAGGCGAAUCAGGCCUGGUACUAAAGCUGCCGACAUGGCAUCUGGGCCGCCGCUCAUUCCGUUGUCACAGCUCGACUCUCCCUUUCAGCUUCAAGAACAUCUCAAAGCUCUUUUUCACAAUUACACCAUGCCCAACGGGUCGACUACCAUUCACCCAAUCACACACGAAGUCGCGGUCUCGCUCUCUCAUGCUCCCGAAGGCGUUGAACGAUCUUUAUGGCUUUACGAGCUGUGUCGCUUUUUGACAAUGAAAGUGAAUAACCUUAUCAUCGCAUUUUUCGCUGAAGAUCCUCCUUGCUCGCAACAGUCAUGCCCUGAAAUGCGAGCGUCCGAAUGGCAAUACCUUUGUGCUGUGCACGACCCACCAAAGUCAUGCUGCGCGAUCGACUACUGUUGCCAUACCCUCGACUGGGCGACGAAUAUUUUGACCUCGCCAAAAUAUUUCCCCAGCAGGCUUACUCUGGGUUCCGAGUCCGGGGGUGGCCCGCAAGCCAGCAUGCGGCAUUUGACAAACAUAUUCCGUCGUCUAUAUCGUAUCUUUGCGCACGCCUGGUUCCAGCAUCGAGAUGUUUUUCGUCAAGUUGAGAACACAGAUGGAUUAUAUGUUUUCUUCAAAACAGUCUGCGACGUUUACGAGUUGAUACCCCAGGACAAUUAUACUGUUCCGGAGGAAGCAGAGCGACUGGCUGCUUCCGACGAUACUCCAGAAGAGCCACAGGGCCAUUCCAUUACGGCAGCAGUACUACCACCCGAGAACAACCGCCGAAUUUCAGUGCUGCGGAAUGAUACAGCCAUCCUGACGCCCACCCUGUCUUCGGAUAAUCCUGGGGAUGCACAGGCUUCAUUGAAUUUAAGCACGGGUGCUACGACGAGACGACACAAACAUAGCCCAUCAACAGGCUCGAGUGUGUCGACUAUAGCGGAGGUUACAGAGGAUCACAGCCCAGCUGCCAAAAUCGAACAGUCUUUACCCAAGGUCGAGGAAAAUGUAGAGAAUACGAAAUCUCCAGCCACGGAAGAGUCAGAGAUAGAGAAAACCGAGGCCCCUGAGGAAAAGAGUUCUGAGGAAGAACAAAAGGAGUCUGAUUCGGUUGAACCAACACCUGAAAAGGCUAGCCAAAGUGAAGAGGAAACACAGCCAACAGAAACAUCAGAGACGGAACCAGAGACAGACAAACAGGAGGAAUCAGAACCCAGCGGGUCGACGGCCUCAACAACUACAGAAGUUCCCCCUGAAGAACAACCUGGAUCUUCCGAACGGGAGCCGUCCAAUGGAGAGCUCGAGACCGGCUUCAAAUUUCCAGCCUCCACGAACGACGAAAACUCUGCUGCAACCGAGUCUUCUGACAUCCCAGCAUCCACCGAAUCACAUACUACCGUUUCCGUAGUUGAAACAACCAAGGAGAAAGAUGAGUGA